This is a messenger RNA of Prorocentrum cordatum, 376 nucleotides long. Lineage: Eukaryota; Dinophyceae; Prorocentrales; Prorocentraceae. The record is from the annotation of a GenBank genome assembly.
GACGCGCGCACCAAGUUCGUGGAACUGCGCGCCAAGCACUUGGAGCCGACCAGGCAGGCCACGGUGCCUCCGCAAGGGAAUGCCCGCGAGUCGACGAUGGCACCGCUCGCGGCGCGGGGCCUGGAUGCGACCAAUUUCGGCGAUGUGUUGCGCACGUUGGGCGCGGGGGAGCAGGCGAUGGUCGCGGCCGGAAAGAUAGCGCUUGCCUUGGCUGCCAUCUUCCAGAACGCGUCCGUGCAGGUGGUGGGGAGCACCCGGCCUGCGGUGGCGGAUGCGGACGCCGAGGAGCUGAGGGCGCCGCUGCGGGAGGCGGGUGUUCCGGUGCAGGAGGAGGACCUCGCCAUGCUCGGCAACCUUUCGCUCGCCGUAGAUGCGG